UCCAUAUACACGAGAUAAAUCCCAGAUGGCCACUGAACCAAUACCCACGAGUGCAGGUGAAACGCAGAACUAUUGUACGAUUUCCUACUCUCGUCUCACCCUAUCCUCUUCUCUUAUCGCAACCCCGGAUUCGAUACAAAAAAAGAUUAAAAAACUAACCAUGCACACUCAAAAGCAUCCAUCAUUGAGCCACCCACCCAACACCCCUCUCCGCCAAUCACAGGUGUCCCAAGCCCAAUUGUGGAAGCAACCGAAAAAGGCAUGA
Periconia digitata is the source of this 265-nucleotide messenger RNA. The record is from the annotation of a GenBank genome assembly. NCBI's taxonomy places the organism in Eukaryota, Fungi, Ascomycota, Dothideomycetes, Pleosporales, Periconiaceae.